UGUUGGGGACGACCCGACCAGAAAAACUUCCUCCAGCAGAUGCAAAUUUAAAAGUUGUUCCCCAAACGUGACUUUCUCUGACAGCAUCAGGUUUCAGCUUUAAUACUCGUCUCUUUCUCACCUCUGAGACCGAUACGAGGAGGACUGAGGAGUCACUGCAGAGAGGACCAGGAGGGAACAUUAAAGACAGGUCUCUUAGAUCCUCCAGAAUCAUCGUGGACAUGGAGGGACUCAGAGCGACCCCACCCUUCAAUCAGUCUUCACCGUUCAACGACACAAACAUCAACACUUCAUGGGAUCAAGUCCAUCCCUCGGCCAGCCUUUUCAUCAUUGUGGUCUACAGUCUGGUGUUCCUGGUGGGUUCACUCCUCAACGGAUUCACCCUGAAGGUCUACUUCUGCAGCUCUCAGCGGCAGCCGUCCAGCAGCGUGACCAUCUACCUGAAGAACCUGGCGGCUGCAGACUUCCUGAUGAGCCUCUGCCUCCCCGUGCGGAUCAGCCACUUCGCCAGCAGCUCCGUCACCGUGUUCAGGGUCUACUGCAACUUUGGCGCCACCGCCUUCUACCUGAACAUGUACGCCAGCAUCCUGUUCAUGGGUUACAUCGCAGGGAACAGGUACCUGAAGAUCGUCCAUCCUUUAGGGACUCACAUCCUGCAGACGGUGCGAGCCGCUUACAUCAUCUCCACGCUCACCUGGGUUUUCCUCUUGGCCAUGACGACCACCUACGUCACCCUGUCCCUCUUCACCUCGGAGUCUCCGCCGCCCGUCUCCAACACGAUGAGCUGUGACUCGGUGCACAGCGAGAAGCUCAGCGUCUUCUACAAAGCCAUCCACACCUGCUCGGCCGUCAUCUUCAUCCUCGUCCUCGUCUCCCUCGUCUUCUUCUACUACAGCACCUCCCGCAGGCUGUCGGUGGCACAGCAGAGGCAGCCCAAGUCCUCCAGCUCCAAGAAGCUGGCCAAGUCCAGAAGGAACAUGUUGGUGCUGGUCAGCGUCUUCUGCGUCUGCUUCGUCCCGUACCACCUGGUCCGCCUGCCGUACGCUUUCCUGAAGAGGCGGGGCUCCUGGGGUCAGGCCUUCUUCUACCUGAAGGAGAUCUCCAUCCUGGUGUCGGUUCUCAACGUCUGCCUCGACCCGCUCAUCUAUUUCAUCUUCUGCAAGGCCUUCAGGGCCCAGCUGAGCUUUAGGAGGGAGUUCAGCACCGACCAGGAUUUAUCACACGGGGCGAAAGCAGAGGGGAGGAGCAGCGACGGACGGACGAGCGUCAUCCUGUUCAACAGGAAGACGUCGCUCACCAACACCAAGAUUUAUGGCGUACAGUAGGCGUGGGCUGGAUCUCUGGGAUCCAAAAUUUAAUGGUCCUCGCUGCACAGACGUCAUGUCAGCUGACCUCAGCUGACCUUUUCUGAUACAACCACAGACUGUAUGAAUAACGGACGUAGUCUCCG
Molecule: messenger RNA, 1450 nt
Organism: Notolabrus celidotus (New Zealand spotty)
Lineage: Eukaryota; Metazoa; Chordata; Actinopteri; Labriformes; Labridae
Product: P2Y purinoceptor 14-like
Exons: 4
Coding region: 222-1325 (367 amino acids)
Biological process (GO): G protein-coupled receptor signaling pathway
Cellular component (GO): membrane
Molecular function (GO): G protein-coupled purinergic nucleotide receptor activity
Source: RefSeq, a predicted model, not a curated record